This is a messenger RNA of Etheostoma spectabile (orangethroat darter), 654 nucleotides long. Its product is annotated as C-type lectin domain family 6 member A. Bases 44 to 598 code for a protein of 184 amino acids. NCBI's taxonomy places the organism in Eukaryota, Metazoa, Chordata, Actinopteri, Perciformes, Percidae. The transcript is spliced from 4 exons. The record is from RefSeq and is a predicted model, not a curated record.
AGUGACCAGUAAGGGAAGUGAAGGGCAGUUUCAUUGUCUCAAGAUGUCUGCCGAUAUUUAUGCCAACUCAGAUGUGUCAACGAAGGUGAGAUACAACAGAAAUGUGCAGGAAGAAGAGAAGGAGGAGAGAGGAAGAAGAGAGGGAGGAGAGGAAGAAGAAAGGGAGGAGAGGGAGGUGGAAAUAUACGAGAGUGCAGACGCUGUCGGGGACGAUCACGUCUACGACCAGCCCCACGGAGGAGGACCAGACGCUGAGAGACGUCCUCCAGCCGUCCAACGGAGGACUUUCAGGACUGCAGCGCUCUGUCUGGCAGCGCUCUGCUUCCUGAUGAUAACUGGAUUCAUCAUCCUUUCCACAUACUUCACCUUGCUACAGACCAGAUACGACCAACUGAGCAGCAACUACAGCCAGAUCCAGAAGAGAGUUUGUGAGAAGGGGUGUCCUGACGGAUGGAGGAGAUCUAGAUGUAGUUGUUACUUUAAAUCUAAAGAGAAGAAGAAGUGGUUUGACAGCAGAGCUGACUGUUGGCAGAGAGGAGCAGAUCUGGUCGUCAUUAACAACGAAGAGGAACAGGUGAGUGUGUUUGUAUCUGAGUGAUCCUAGAGAAAAAGACAUUCAGUGGCAAUAUUUGAAUAUAAAAUAUGAUAUAUCAC